AUGGUUCCUAAAAUCCAUUUCAGAGAACCAAGAGUAGGAACCUUCACUGAAUUCAUACAACAAGCGAUUCAAAUAAUAAAUACUUAUGAUGAUACUACGUUUGGAGAUUUCAUCGAUAUUUUAGAUGAAGAAGUUGGAAACUAUCAUUAUAGAGGAUGUAAGUUCUCUGAACUUACUAAAAACCAUGAUACUGGAAGGGUGUUGCAAGCUAAACUGAACUUGAUCAGUGGUUUACCGGUACCACAAACAAGAACUAAUAUCAAUGCUUUUGCCGAUAUACUCAGACACGAAAGAUAUAACAAAAAAGUCAAGGAAUUUGUUGAUUUUAUCAAUUCUUUGUAUGGACCCGAAACUCUAGACAAAUUCGAAAAGAUCUUAAAUGAAUUAGAAUAUUACAGCAAGCCCAAAGUUAGAAGACUAGAAAGUAAUCUGGCGCACGUUGUAAAAGAUGGUCUAAGGACUUUAAUAUUCGAUUACUAUACAAAUUUACAUGUGAACGCUAAAAUAGCAUUGAAAGAAAAAAUACAGACGAUUUUGAAUCAAAUUCAAACAACGCCAACUUCAGCUUCUAACAUAAACCGUAUUCCUUAUGUUCCGUAUUCUACUAAUGACUUCAAUGUAUCAGCGAAUGUGAUAACAUUCCCUGUACAUGAGUUCAUUCCUGCACACGUAACAUCUGAACCUAGAGCAGAAGAUAGAGAAUCCAGUAAUGAUUUGAAAGAAGCAUCUAGUAUGAAAGCAAGAGCUAAGAAACGAGAGAAAGUAGACUUAAAGCAGAAAGAUGUCGAUUUACAUAUGGGAUCAGAAGAUGUUUUAGACUCGUCUUCUAAUUCCAUAGAGUAUUUCCAGGAGAAACUACGUCACGUUUAUACACAACGUUACGAGACUUUAGUUACAGAAGGCUUUGACGAAGUCCAUUCGGACGAUGAAACAGAUACAAGCGAGCGAAUGAUGAAUCUGACAAAACUAAUCAAAUAG
Messenger RNA from Spodoptera exigua (beet armyworm), 978 nucleotides. The record is from the annotation of a GenBank genome assembly. NCBI's taxonomy places the organism in Eukaryota, Metazoa, Arthropoda, Insecta, Lepidoptera, Noctuidae.